This is a messenger RNA of Eleginops maclovinus (Patagonian blennie), 2668 nucleotides long. RefSeq names its product calcyon neuron-specific vesicular protein (gene caly). Gene Ontology annotation, molecular function: clathrin light chain binding. The record is from RefSeq and is a predicted model, not a curated record. Lineage: Eukaryota; Metazoa; Chordata; Actinopteri; Perciformes; Eleginopidae. Gene Ontology annotation, cellular component: membrane; endosome. Gene Ontology annotation, biological process: endosomal transport; G protein-coupled dopamine receptor signaling pathway; clathrin coat assembly.
AUGGGUGCAUCACUUCAGCCGCCUCUCUUCUUACCCUGAUGUGCCCAUCACUCUGGAACAGGACAAAAACGCAAUUUCCUGCUCAGCCACAGUCCCUGUGAGUCGCGUGAAGAUGCGCAUUCACAUUGAGCUGUUUCCACCGGAGCGCGGAGCAGCGCGAGGCGGAACUACGUGCGCAGUCCUGCCGUGAAUCACACAUCACCACGGCAACCGGCGGUCACACCGAGUCCCUGUCAGCAUCACCCGGGUCUGAUCACAUCCAAAGCCCACCGGAGAGCACCGGACACACGCAUCCCGGAUUUGAGCUAAAGCAGCUGUCACAUUUGGUUACAAAGCACACAAGCUGAGUCAGUCUGACCUGAGCGGCCUGUCCCCCUGCCAUCUCUCCAGACCAAUCUCGGCAUUUUCAGGCAGCUAAGCAGCCAUGGUGAAGUUAGGCAGCAAUCUGUCUGAUAAACUGGAGAAGCAGCCGUCUGCUGACGACGGAUUUGAUAACAUCCCCCUCAUCACACCCCUGGAGGUCAGCCAGCUCCAGCAGUCGUACGCAGACAGGGUCAUUGUGAAGACAUCAACACAAUAUCAGCUGCAGCAGAAGAGAAAGGACAAGCCUUACGUGCCCAAUAUCAAGAAGCUGAAUAUCAACUUCUACAGUGAUGUUUCAGAGAAAGCCAAGGUCACAGGUCUGAUCAUCACUUUGGCCUUCCUGACCAGCUUGCUCCUCCUGCUCAUGUACAAAGCUAUGUGGUAUGACCAACUUACCUGCCCAGAGGGAUUCAUCCUGAAGCAGAAGCACUGCACCCCAGCCGCUCUGGAGAUGUACUACACUGAGCAGCAGGAGGAGGAGGCGGGGGUCCACGGUGGCACCGGGCUGUACGCAGCGCUCAGCCACCUCAACCAGGUGAAGAAGACCGGACCUGAGCUGCCAUCGGCAUGGUUACCAGUCCCCAGUGCCCUGAACGAGGCCGAUGUAGCCAAACAACGCAGUGAGCUGCUGACAGACGAGCAGGGGGCAGAUAAGUGAGGGGCGAACAGGUGUUAAAGGAGCAAAUGACGAAGGGGAGGCAGUGUAGGUUAUUUUUUGACUGUCCUUUAAAUCAAGUGUCUAAACUGGUGCUCCAAAACCUUUAAGGUACAAUGGCAUGUUAGGGCCAAGUCAGAAAAUAGUUUUAAUUAAGUUGUUAAUUCAAUAGAAUAUAUCUUGAGAUUAUAAUGUACAUUAAAAUAAGUUUAAAAAAAUCAUUAUUCACAAAAAGAAUAUCCAAGUUUCUCCUUUUUUUGUUGUUGUAAUUAUAUAGCCCUGAUAUGCCGUUGUACAAAGGUGUCUGUAUAACUAAUGAAAGUUCAACCAUCAGCUAUGUAAACUACACCGUUACAUUCUGUUAUUACUUAAUUCAAGCUAAUACCUGUGUGUGUGUGUGUGUGUGUGUGUGUGUGUGUGUGUGUGUGUGUGUGUGUGUGUGUGUGUGUGUGUGUGUGUGUGUGUGUGUGUGUGUGUGUGUGUGUGUGUGUGUGUGUUUGUGGUGAGUUGUUGUGGUUGGAGGCAGGAAUGUUAUUAAAGUGUUGGAGAAUGUGCCUGACUUUUACAGUUUAACUGAGGCAUGAGAAAAUCUCUGACAUCUGCAUUCAGUGUGUUUGUAUACCCUCGCGUAUAUACUUUACAUCGGUACAUAUAGAUUAUGUAUCAUAUUUAUAUUUGCAUUCAUGUGUGUAUGCGUAAGCUGUAUGAUUUGUGUAGUUGUUGGAGGUGAGAAAAGCGAGGCAAGAGCUCAGAGUGAGAAGAUAACACGUUUUUAAUGAGAUACAGCAAGUUUCUCCCCAUCACUGCAUCUUGUUAUCUCACACUCAAUUCAUUUAGUUUUAGAGGGUAACGUAUGAAAUCAGCAUUGAAUGUGCUCACAGACAAGGAACUAUAAUUGACCAUUUACAUUUUCUGUCGAAAGGAGUCAAUUUUUCAACUUGUCAUCUGGAGACUGUAAAUUGCAAUUCAGUGUAUGUCUGCAAUUAAAAACUGAAUGAAUGUAUUUUAAAUAGUUUUACACAAUGGUUUUGGAUAGUCUCAUAGUAGUAAAAAUCACCAACUACUACUUUGUCAAUACCAGUAUAUUGAAUGACCCUGAACACUUUCUGAACAAUUUUUCAUUUGAUAACUGUUAUUAUUCUACAUGAUUGUGUGAGCUACUUUCUGUUAUAAUGACAAAAACUUGAGAUCUUUUUAUGUAUAACUGAAAUUACAGCAUUAUGGGAGAUGAUUGUAAAAAAUGGCAAAAUAUUUGUUUUGUUACUAAAUUGUGUUUUUGGUUAAUGUUGCUGCCGCUGUAAAUGAGCAUGUACAGUUUACUCAGAUGUUUGACUCUUCAUGAUCCUUAUAUGAAUGUAUGAAGCAGUGGCUCUAAUCUUGCAGUAGAUUUAAUAAGUGCUAUGAUAUACUACCUAAAGACUUCAAUCGUCUUCACAUGUUUCUAUUUAUUCCAUUAACAGUGUUACGUUGUUAUUUUUUCAAUCCAUUGUACAUCGUUUUAUUUGUAAAUUACAUAUUGUCAUUCAGAAUAUCUCAAAAUAUUCUGACAAAUCUUGUAAUUUGUCUAAAUUGUCUUCUGUCACUUGUUUGAACCAGCUAUUUCUCUUUCAUUAUUUUUGAGUAAAGUAAAACUCUUCAUGUGAGAUCACA